CACUAGGCUUUCUUCCUCUCUCACACCAAGUGUUUCUCUCUGUUUCCUCCUCCUCACUGUGUGUGAAUGUUUAGUAUAUGAGCAGCAGAGAAGAAUGAGUUGUGGAGGGAAAGACGAGACAACAACCUAAGAAAGAAAGAAGGGACGGUAGCAGAAGAGUGGGACAAAAACAAAAAUCAAAACCGGAAGCUUUUUAUCGCCAGAGGAGAAAUACAGGAUGGUAACGUCAAAAAUGACCACAGCUUGCGUGUGUACCAUGCUGCUCCUCUGGGCCUGUUCAGUGGACCCCUAUCGGACACCCUACAAUGAGGGAGAAGAUGUGGACUCCAGACGGGAAGAAAUAGACUCAAAGGACUACCAUCGAGAUGAUCGAGAUGUCAGUCAUAAGAAGCCAAGGGAGUGUCGACGAUGCUGUGACCCAGGUGAAGAGAUCCCCCAUCAACAGCAUUACCCGCAGUACCAGAUAGUACCACAGAUCAAUAUCACUCUGCUCAAAGGUGAAAAGGGUGAUACUGGUGAACGUGGACCUUAUGGAAAAGCAGGCAGAACCGGUCAGGUGGGUAUUCCCGGUCCCAAUGGCAUGAAGGGCAAUAAAGGGAGCAUGGGCCACCCUGGCGAACCCUGCAAGUCCUACUUUGCAGCCUUUUCUGUUGCCCGCAAAAAAGGUCUUCAGUCGAAUGAGUACUACCAGACACUGGUAUUCGACACAGAGCUGGUGAACCUCUAUGGCCACUUCAACAUGUUCACUGGGAAGUUCUACUGCUAUGUGCCUGGUAUUUACUACUUCAGCCUGAAUGUGCACACAUGGAACCAGAAAGAAACAUACCUACAUGUGAUGCACAAUGACCGGGAGGUGGUUAUCCUCUACGCCCAGCCCAGUGACCGGUCCAUCAUGCAGAGCCAAAGUCUGAUGUUGGAACUUGAGAGAGAUGAUCAAGUGUGGGUCAGACUAUUUAAAGGGGAGAGGGAGAAUGCCAUCUUCAGUGAUGACUUUGAUGCAUACAUCACCUUUAAUGGACACUUGAUUAAGCCUAAAAAUGAAGUCUAAGUAUAAGUCUAGACAGGAAGUGUCAGCUGUCAUGUUAAAAAGUUGUGUAUAUGAACAAAACUGACAGCCUACUUAAUAUGCUAUGUUGCUAGGGUCAUGUAGACAAUGUCACUGUCAUAGCUAACUGGUCGGACACAAAUCAGGCCUAAUGCAAGAACAUAGUCCACAAACAGAUGUUGUUCUACAAUAGCUCCAGAUCUUUAUGCAAGCCUUUGUCCAAUAUGAUCCUCUUAUGCACUGUACAAAGUAACCUCACCUAAUGGAGGCUACACUAUUAUCUUGUCCAAUGUUUAUGUGACUAUCAAAUACUACUGCCUCUUUUAUUAGCUGUAGGUUGCUUUGCUUUAAACAGAUUUAAAGUAUACUAUAUUAUUAUUAUUGUAUUAGAUUGAUCCUUUUCGAUCCUCUAAUACCUCAGUUUACACUGUAGAAUUUGUUUGAAGGUCGAGACCAGUUCAAAAUACUGCAUGCCAUAUACUAUUUAAUGAAUCACCCACACUUAGGCCUGAAGCAACAAAUUUUCUGCAGCUAAGAAAAGUUUAGCGAAUCCAUUUUGUAAAACAUGAAGAUUCUUCCUCAUCAAAAUCUAGGACCUACAAUACCCAUAAAUUAUCUUUACUCUUAUGUCUGUGAAUAGGGUAUGUGAAUGUUCAAGCAGCAGCUAGUGUAGCCAGGAGCUUAGCCUUCCAGCAGCGAUGAGUAAAUAACAAAAAAAAAAAAAAACAACCCUCAAAUAAUUCAUGUUACAGUCAGUCACAAAUAAUUCCACAACGUUUAGCCCACAGUAAUUGCUUGCUUCCUAGGUAAUAUAUCCGUUCUGUUGUCUGUCUUUGGCAAUUCUUCGGUUGUUCCAAAUAUCUGGAGCUUAAAUAAAUAAUGACAAUAAUACUGUAUCUCAGUAUUAGAAUCUAACCAUUUCAUAUGAACUAGUGUAAGAUCAUUUGGUCUUAAUACAAGCAGUUAAUAUACAUCAUUACAUUUUCUGUAAUUUUAAUUGAUACUUAUAACAGACUUUCAACAGAACAAAAUACUAAUACUUUUCAUUCCAAUCAUGCGUGGAGUCUGUUGCUGUUGAUGUUUUUAAUACUGUAAAUUCACACUGUAUAUACAUACUGAUAUAUAUUGUGGAUAUAUAUAAGUGUGGAUAUUUCAUCAAAUAAAUUUAUCAGCAGAUUGUUAUGUUGUGAUCUGUCUCUGACCUACACCUGUAUUUUAGGUACGUAAGAGAGAUUAAUGGAAUAAACCAAGACUAUGUCUCAACA
Mugil cephalus (flathead mullet) is the source of this 2310-nucleotide messenger RNA. RefSeq names its product C1q and TNF related 1 (gene c1qtnf1). The record is from RefSeq and is a predicted model, not a curated record. Bases 218 to 1048 code for a protein of 276 amino acids. Gene Ontology annotation, molecular function: protein binding. The transcript has 4 exons. NCBI's taxonomy places the organism in Eukaryota, Metazoa, Chordata, Actinopteri, Mugiliformes, Mugilidae.